AUGCCAGGCGAUGCUGUCACAGACUGGCUGUCCUUUGACGCCCAACAGCCCAAGAAGCGUCGAGCCGAGCUGGUGUGCUUCGGCUGCCACAAUAAGAAGAUCAAAUGCGACCUUCAGGUUCGCAAACGACACGGCCACGACAACUGCACCCAUUGCGCCACGGCAGACAAGCAAUGCCAGACGCGGCCGUCGAAAAGGAUCAAGCGACGCCAUGCCGCACCUGUGACGCCGGCACACAAGUCCCCGAAGCCGCCAACGCCGAGUGUCCCUCCCAUUGUCGAGAUGCCGGAGGAGGUGCCCCAGGUGCCCCAGGUGCCCCAGGUGCCAGAAGAUGGCCAUCAUCAUCGCCUCGACGACCUGGCUACCGCCGCCAGUCUACCCAUCUUCGACACCAUCCAUGUUUCGCCGCCAAAUCCAGAUGUCGCAGCAACAGACCCUGGCCAUCGCGAGACGAGUGUUCACCUGCCGAGGAGGACCUCCACCCACCACUUCUUCGCGCAGUCGCAGCAGGUCCUGUCUCCGUCACAACGCUCAGCGGCCAGCACCACGCGCAGUGACGCUCUGGCCCAGAGCCAGAGCCAGACGGGCGACGUCGAUACCGGCUUCCUCCAAGUCUUCGGGCCCGAAAACCAGCACGAUGCCGAGAAGCAGGCCAUCGAGGCCUCUUUUGAGCCGAAAGCCGGCUUUCCGAGCCUGCAACAGCAGGAUCUCCAGGAAAGCUUCAUCGACACGUACUGGGAGUAUUGCUACACCUGGUGCCCCGUCCUGGAUCGCGAAUGUCUCCCAGAAGAGAUGGCCCAAUCCCCUCUGCUUGCCAAUGCCCUCGCGACGGCCGCCAGCCAUGUCCAGCCGCCGUUGCUCCCACACGAGGGCCCUGCCGAGUAUUACCGGAGGGCCAAAGCGCUGUUCUACGACGACGAGGAGCUCGACGGCAUCACCAGCAUCAAGUCGAUCGCCCUGUUCUACUGGUGGGCGCCGCGACCCCCUACCGUCACGCACCGCCACUCGUCUUGGUGGUGGACAUCGGUGCUCAUCCGACACGCCCAGCAGAUGAACAUUCACCGCGAGCCAAGCGCAUCCCAAACCACAUUAUCGGCGCAAGACAUGAGCCUCCGGCGUAGGAUCUGGUGGACUGCUUUUGCCCGAGAACGACUGACGGCUCUCUGCCAGAGCAAGCCCGCCAUCAUCGACCCUCGCGACUGCACAAUACGCGAGGCCACGUUGGAAGACUUCCCGAGCGACCCGCAGAGUCAGCGCAAAGGCGAAAUCUUCAUCCACUGGGUACGCCUUUGCGCCAUCAUGGGCCGCAUCGCCAAGAGCUUGUCUCGAUCCGGCGGCAUCUCGACACCCAGCGUGCUCGAAAACCACCGACAAGAGCUCGUCAACUGGGUCAACUCCUUGCCGCCUCAUCUCCAACUCCCCAUCGGAGCAGCGAGGACGUAUGCUUUCGACAAAGACGUGCAUCAGCUUCACCUGCCCUAUCUCACCACCAUCAUCAUUCUCUACAUGAAACGGUCGGCACAGACCAUUCCGGAGGCCCUGCCACCCGCCAUCCUGGCCGCAUCGUGCAUCGUUCGCAUCCUCAAAGACAUUUUGAAUCGAGGCAAUGUGCGGUUCUUGAUGGCCAUCACAUGUUGGUACACAGGCACGGCAUUCAUCGCGCUGCAACAGGCCCGCUCCAUCGAGCACUUGGCCCGAGACGCCGACGAAGGCCUCGACGUCCUCGUGCGGACAGCAGACCAGCUCCAGAAGAUGUGGGCUUCCGCCAACGUCAUCCGCCAGGGCUUCCAGCGCAUGCUCAACGUGUCGAAUCUCUCUGUGAAGCAGGGCAUGCCAAGGCAGGCACCCGAUCUGACUGCGCCGGUGCAGGCCGUCGGUACUGCUGACUCUCACGCCAACUUCAUUGGCGUUGACGCCUUGCACGGGCCCGAGUCCACCGAGGCGAUCCCCGAAUACUUUGGCGACUUUGACUGGACGGCUCUGUUUCCGUUUGUCACGCGCGAGACGAGCAGCAUUGCUGACAGUCUGCUGAAGAAUAAGGCCGAGGGCAACGAGACGAGGGGGUUUCCCUCGCCGACGAACUUCCUGUUCCAUGACUCUCUGAUGAUACAGUAUGAUGACCUGUUUGAUACGGCAGCGGAUUUUGGGAUGAACUUUACGAUGCCGCAGUAG
Molecule: messenger RNA, 2172 nt
Organism: Verticillium nonalfalfae
Lineage: Eukaryota; Fungi; Ascomycota; Sordariomycetes; Glomerellales; Plectosphaerellaceae
Exons: 3
Coding region: 1-2172 (723 amino acids)
Biological process (GO): DNA-templated transcription; regulation of DNA-templated transcription
Molecular function (GO): DNA binding; zinc ion binding; DNA-binding transcription factor activity, RNA polymerase II-specific
Source: RefSeq, a predicted model, not a curated record